Didymella exigua CBS 183.55 is the source of this 891-nucleotide messenger RNA. RefSeq lists its product as uncharacterized. The transcript has 2 exons. The record is from RefSeq and is a predicted model, not a curated record. The coding region runs from base 1 to 891 and encodes 296 amino acids. NCBI's taxonomy places the organism in Eukaryota, Fungi, Ascomycota, Dothideomycetes, Pleosporales, Didymellaceae.
AUGGCGAACCAAUUCACUAUACCCGGAAAGCCCGAGCCCAAGUCUUCUGGCUCUCAGUACUCGGUGACUACUACGGGCGAUGUGACAGUUCCCAAUCCUACGCCACUCACCGAGGCUUUGGAAACCCAGGCCGUCGACCCGCCGCCGGAUAUAGAUUUUCAUGCUAUGGUCAAGAUCCUGGCUCCCAUUGCUGAAGGUCUCAACGAAGCUGCGGAAGACGCUACGUAUCCAACACCUCCCAUCAACACACCGGCCGUCACGCCAGCAACAUCUCUUAUCUACCACAACCCUUCUAAUCGCGGCCGUGGCUGGAGCACCAUUGGUGAUAGGCUCGCUAAAGCAAAGCUCGAUGGCCCCAGAUUUGGCCAAGAAACCGACAUGACGUCGGUCGGCAACCGCUCGUUCCGCUCCUCUGUGCCUGCCGACGAUGAAAGCGAUAGCAUGGGCGACGUGCUGAGUGAUGGAGGAAGGAACAAGAGUAUCAUGUGCUCAGUUCCUAUUGCCUUAGGCUCACCUCGUCCCAACCCUGUGGGUCUCAUCUCGUUCUCCGCCAACGACCUUGCCAACAGGGCCCCUAUCCCUUUCAACAGCACCGCUCUUCCUGAAAGCUCCAGCAUCGAAGUCGCCAUUGGCUCUGGAAGUCACCACCCGGACAGUGCUAAGAGCUUCGCCACUGGAGUCACUGAGAUGAGUACAUGGAAGGAGGAUGUCGAAGGUCGGUUCGAAAGAGCUCUUCAGUGUCUCGAGAACUUAGCCCAUGACGAGCACUUGCUUGACCCGAGCAAGCCUAUGCGGGAGUACUACGAGGCGUACUUGAAGCGCAUGCUGAACGCCUCUUCCCGCAAGUACCCUGCUUCCGUUGAGGUGGUGAGUGAUGCUCAGCAGACUUGA